UGUCCAUUCUCUUAUAUACCCCACUCCAACCAGCGCAGGCCAGCUUCAUCAAUGGCGGGCGGGUGCAAGGCGGCGAUCGGGUGCGUGGACGCGCGGGUGCCGGUGCGUGCCAGCUACGUCAGCCUCUACAAGUGGCCCGAGUCCGACGCCGAGUUCGUCCGCUCCGUCGCCAUGGCGCGCCGAGGCCACCACCACCACCACCCGGACAGGGACAGCCCCGGCAUUGUGUCGCGCCGCGGGGCUGCUGGCGUCGACGUCGGCGGAGACAGCCCGCGGGUGGUGGACAGCUACUCGUGCCGCCAGAUGUACCUCCGCAGCUACACCUUCUCCACGAGGAAGGAGACCGUGCCCGAGCGCACCAUGGCGUGCCUCGGCCGCGUCCGGGACCGCGCCGCCGUCUUCCCCAGCUUCCUCCCGCACCGCGGCGGCGGGUCCGACGCCGGAAGCUCCUCCUUCGGCAGCUCGAGCGGCGGCGGUGGAGGCCAGUGCUCCGGGAGGGACCAAGACGGGCGCCGCGGGACUGCUGGCGGCGGCAGCGGCGGGAGGAGGAAGCGGAGGAGGAAGAAGAAGGGGUGCGCCGUGGUGAGGAGGCUGCAGGAGGCGUCGUGCGGCGCGGUGCGCGCCAUCUUCCGCCGCCUGCUCGCCUGCACCACCACCGUCGACGUCGAGGUCGCCGAGCCGCCGCCCGGCCGGUGAAUGCCGCUGUGUGCAUUGCAUGCCCCGGCCAGACUUAUCCUCGGUGGAUUUUUUGGCAUUCUAUUUCCUACCGUAGUAAUUAUUCUAUAUAUUCUAAACAGUUUUCUACUCGAGUUAACUACAGUACAGUAGUAGCUUCCACUCGUAGCAAAUGAGUAACAUAUAUAUCAUCACCUUGUAACUUAUUUGUGAUUGUGCUAUUUAUUCCUUGUUACACCUAUGUA
This is a messenger RNA of Hordeum vulgare subsp. vulgare (domesticated barley), 920 nucleotides long. RefSeq lists its product as uncharacterized. The record is from RefSeq and is a predicted model, not a curated record. The coding region runs from base 52 to 696 and encodes 214 amino acids. The transcript has a single exon. NCBI's taxonomy places the organism in Eukaryota, Viridiplantae, Streptophyta, Magnoliopsida, Poales, Poaceae.